Molecule: messenger RNA, 2060 nt
Organism: Phyllotreta striolata
Lineage: Eukaryota; Metazoa; Arthropoda; Insecta; Coleoptera; Chrysomelidae
Source: the annotation of a GenBank genome assembly
GUCAAGAUGAAUUUUAUGAGUUUAUUUAAAGAAAAAAGUGGUAUUUUAAACAUUUUUAAAAGAUACAAGAGCAAACACAAAAUAUACUCUCACAUAUACGAUUGCGUCGUCGUCGGAGCCGGCGGAGCGGGUUUAAGGGCCGCUUAUGGUCUGGUGCAAAAGGGCUUCAAAACCGCCUGCAUCACCAAAAUUUUCCCCACCAGAUCCCACACAGUGGCCGCCCAAGGAGGCAUCAACGCCGCCCUAAGUCACGCCGAAAACGAUUGCUGGCUGUGGCACAAUUUCGAUACAGUAAAAGGCUCCGACUGGCUGGGCGACCAGGAUGCCAUCCACUACAUGACCAAAGAUGCCCCCAGGGCUGUUCUGGAGCUGGAAAACAUCGGAUUGCCCUUCUCCAGGAACAAAGACGGAAGGAUUUAUCAGCGAGCUUUCGGCGGGCAAUCCUUGAAAUACGGCGAAGGCGGUCAAGCUCACAGAACUGCAGCAGCCGCAGAUGCUACCGGUCACUACAUGCUGCACGCCCUCUACGGACAAGCCGUUAAAUACAAAGUGAAAUUUUUUAUAGAAUAUUACGUGCUCGAUUUACUCAUGAACGGUAACGUUUGCAACGGCGUACUAGCGUGGAAUUUAGACAUGGGAACGAUACACAAGUUCUACGCCAACCACACUAUAAUAGCCACCGGCGGCAACGAAAGGGCCUAUUUCUCCUGCACGGCGGCGCAUUCGUCCACCGGAGACGGCACGGCGAUGGUGACCAGAGCCGGGAUUCCCCUGCAAGACUUGGAAUUCGUGCAAUUCCACCCUACCGGCAUCUACGGUUGCGGCGUUUUGAUAACGGAGGGCGCGAGAGGCGAGGGCGGCUUCCUGCUCAACGACAAGGGCGAGCGCUUCAUGGAGAAGUACGCUCCAAAGGCGCGCGAUCUCGCCUCCAGGGACGUGGUGUCCCGGUCCAUGGCCAAGGAGAUACUCGAAGGUCGAGGUUGCGGUCCCAAUAAGGAGUAUAUUCACUUGCAAUUGAGCCACAUACCGCACGAGAAGAUCAUCAAGCAACUUCCGGGUAUCAAGCAGACCGCCUGGGAUUUCGCUGGAGUGGAUAUUUUGAAGCAACCCAUACCGAUCGUUCCUACUGUGCAUUAUGCUAUGGGCGGUAUACCCACGAAUUACCAAGGACGCGUCAAGACGCAGGUGGACGGCAAGGAUAAAUUCGUCGAAGGAUUGUACGCUUGCGGCGAGUGCGCCUGCGUCUCCGUGCACGGCGCCAACAGAUUGGGCGCCAAUUCGCUGCUGGAGACCGUCGUCUUCGGCAAAGCCAUCGCCGACGUCAUCGACAGGCUCGAUGCACCAGGAAAUACCAUUUGCGUUUGCGAGAAUUUGGGCGAGGAGUCUCUGGAAAACUUCGAAGAACUGCGAAUGGCGAGCGGCCGUCGGACCGUCGGCGUGGCCCGAUUGGAACUCCAGAGAACUAUGCAGAAGUACGCCGGAGUUUUCCGAACCGAAAAACUACUGUCGACGGGUUGCAAGAAGGUCGGACAACUUUACAAUCGAUUGAAAGAAGUCGGGAUCAAAGACAGGGGAUUGAUUUGGAACACCGAUUUAGUGGAUUCGUUGGAAUUGCAAAAUUUGUUCAUCAACGCCAUACAGGCCAUCAAUGCUAUGAAGAACAGGAAAGAGUCGAGAGGGGCUCAUGCAAGGGACGAUUUCCCUAAAAGAAUGGACGAAUUUGAUUAUUCGAAGCCCAUCGAUUGCCAGGAGAAGAAGCCCAUCGAGAAGCAUUGGCGGAAGCACACGCUCACCUGGAUGGAUCUUUGCAGCGGCAAGGUAGUAAAAUUUCCAUUUCGAUCAUUUCCAGAAGUGGGAUUAGAAAAUUGCGGAUCAGAAGUGGGACCGCGGAGAUUCCGGGAAAUGUAAACAACGUUUGCUUUUAUUUCCAGGUCAAAUUUACAUACAGAAAAGUAAACGAUUUUACUUUAAACGAAAAGGAGUGCCCCUUCACCCCGCCUAAAAUCAGAGUUUAUUAACCGAUUUAUUUAUACAAUGAUAUUUUUUUUAAUAAAACGUGC